AUGAGCCGUCAUGGCCAGUUUCGUGCUUCCUUGAAAGCCCUAGGCGCUUAUUUAUUGUCACUCUAUUUCCACUAUCCGAUCUUUUACAACACUUCAGAUGGUCUGACAUAAUAGUACAACGGCUAGAGAAUGUCCCAAGCCGGUAUGGCGGACGAAGAGGUCAAUAUAGAUCCUGCUCUUCCCAUGAUGCCGAGUGGCAAGUUGAUGAGUGUGCAGGGAGCCAUCUUACCUGGUGCUUUUGACCAACACGGCCGCCCCAUCAUCUGCUUCCCUGCAAGGCAUCAUGGUAGUCUGAUGGAACACUUCAAUAGCCAGGACCUUGCCCACGUGGUGCAAUAUUUCAUGGCUAUCACACGGUCCAGUCAGAAGAGGAAUGGUUUUUCCUUCCUGGCUGACCUGACGACUACAGGGCUGCCGGCAGUUCAUCUGAUUGUGGAGACAUUGCAGUUAGUCGAGAUUCGCAGUCCUCGUUCAGUGGUGUGUUUCUACAUCGUUCGUCCAGACAACAAAGCAGCCUGCAAACAGUUGGCCAAACUUCUGGGGGUCAAAACUGCCAAAAAAGGUCUUCAGGUCAAGGGGCUUUGGGACAAGUGCACAAUCGUUGGUGAUGUCGGUGAACUGCAGAACCACAUUGACCCCAGCCAGCUGACCUCUGACCUAGGAGGUUACCUGACCUAUGACCACCAGACAUGGGUGCAGUUUAGAAAGGUCAUAGAAGUGUUCAGUAAAGACACAGACACAGUGUUGGAGAGAGUGCCAGCUGUGAUGAGGCAGCUGCAGGCCUUGACCCACUGUAAAGUGGACGGCACCAUAGAGGAGGCGGAACAAACGGCUGACAACAUCAGCCAGCAGUGUGAGUCUAUCCUACACGCGCUCCAACUCCAGGCCAUGUACGACAGGUGCAAACAGAUCCUGCAGCUGAUGAGGCAUCCCGGUCGUGACCAGGUGUUUGCCAAGGUGGCGCAGAAGCCGGUUUUCCUGGAUGCGCAGGUAGUUGUGAAGGACUGUCACCGGCAGCUGCAGACUGCUCACCAGGCGGUGGAGGGACUGCGUGGGAGGGUGGAGAAGAGGCUGGGGUGGAUACGGGAGCUGGUGCAGUACCACAUCAUUAGUCAGCAGGUGCUUGACUGUUUCAGCAGUGGGGGCCGUCUCCCCCUGGCAGAAGAGACAGGUAUUGCAGAGGAUAUAGCCCAGGCAGAGAUGGCUCUCAUCAACUUCCAGAGAACCUUCUACUCACAAGCAAGGGAUCAGCUGAACCUGUUGGACCACUGGGUGAAGAAAGUGGACCACAUCCUGCAGCAGAGCGUUUGUGAGUCCCCAGACAUACACAACCACCAUGACUGGGUGAAGACAGAACUCACAACACUGCGCACCGCUGUGGAGAAAAAACACAGGUUCUACAAGGGAGUCUAUGAUUUCUACCUGCAGUCCAAGAAGGUUGCCAGAUGGUACUAUAAGGCAUUGAAGUUUCUCAUCCUGGUGGAGGACAAGUUUGCUACUGGGGACAACUACAGAGGAAAGCCUGACCUGAUCCGUGACCACUGGGAGCAGCAGGCACAGUACUUCCUGGGCAGGUACCCCUCCCCCUCCCAACAGAACCUACACAAGGUGCAGGAAAAUGUCCACCUCAUACCGGACAUGAGGCUCCGCAACCAGGGACGACUACUCAUCAACAGAUGUUCAGUGUUGUCCAGACUGCUGCACUCCCAGGGAGGGGUGGCCAGGGCAGACCUGGCACAAGUCCUCCGCUGGAAGGACCAGUUUGAACAGGGUACCGACGACGUCAGCCUGGGACACACCCACAAUCCCACACCCUCCGAGAUCUCCAGCCUGGAUCUGUCAGAUCCUGCAGGACAAAGGAGAAAAGAUAGAAGAGAGACAGACUACUAUCCAGUCAAUGGCAAUUCUAGAAGUUAUGGAGGUUUUCCCAAUAACACUGGGAACCAUGGAGGAAGGGGAGGUCAGCAUUCAGAUGGAUCUGCACCGUUUAGGACCGAUGACAACAAGUUUGGAAUCUACGGGGACUCUGACAGUGAUCCAGACAGCAGUGUCUAUGGUAGAGCUGUGCACACAAUGGAUAAUGUUCCCUCUGAUAACAGGACAUAUGGUGUUUAUGGUGAGGAGAGCGAGGUAGAUGUUAAGAACCCACGUAACGGCUCAGUGGGUGUACCACGAGGAGACCCACAUAAUGGCUCCAUGGGUGUAGCACCCGAUGACUUGUCUGGGGCCCACGGCUCCUUACAUGGAAGGGAGAGCAGGAACAGUUAUGCAGACUCAGGAAUUGGAGCCGUUCAAGGGAACUCCGAGUCUCAUUCCUCGGGAAGCCCGAAGUUCGCGAGUCCACACGGCCGACAAGUUCUGAACAAUGGAUCCAAGUACACCACAAUCACCCUGGACAACGAGGACACUCAUGACUUGUCUGUCAGCAUGUACAGGGAUAUGACAAAGGGGCUGCAGCCUAGAGGUACAGGUAGGAACAGCAAUGGGAACAGCAGAAGGGACAGCACCGGGGACGGCAGACGGAACAGCAGGGAGAGUAGGAGGGCGCGGCAGGACAGCCAUCUCAGGCAGGCUUGGCCAGCAGAGGGGCUGUCAGGUGGCAGCUUCAAUGCAUCAAAUAACAACUCCAACUCUUCUGUGCUGUCACAGGUUGAGGAAGCUGUUGUGACUCUGAGAGACCAGCAGUACAGCCACGAUCACCAGAUCUAUCAAACACUCAGUCAAGCCUACCAGAUGAUCGGGGGCAACAAGCACAAACCAAAGGGUGAUGCAAGUCUGAGAACUAAGAGUCAAAGCAAAGCCAGGAAGCAGGGCCCAACUGAAACUGGUAAAGGUGCACGACGUAAGCUGCCCACGCCUCCACAGCUCAGUGCUGAAGUAGACAGCUCUCACCUCCAUCCACACACCAGGAGAAGCAGGGGUGACGCAGGGAAAAAUGUGAGUAAACCUCACAAGUCAGACCGAAGUGAAGCCGGCCACACGGGUCUGCCAAAGCAGCAGCAGAUCUGGAACGACUUCAAGGCAGUGGACGUUAAACCACAAAACAGACCACAGGCCUCGCCACGUAAGGGACCAAAGACCAGGAACACGAGAAGACGGAGAGAAGACGAUCUUAAGGAUGACACAGAACCAGUGUGGAGGGAAGACAGAGAGCAGCAAGCAGGGGAGAGUGGAGAAGCAGCGACCGUUUGGCCGGAAACGUACGCCAUCUUGGCAGGACCUGAUGACUGCAGAGGAGGAGCAGGAUGAGGUCCAGGAGAGACUCAGACGGGCAGAGCAACUACUAAAGGAGGAGGAAGAUGUUCUGGAGCAGGAGAGACAAAUAGAGGAGCUACUGAGAACCUCGGAGAUCAGCAGUGGGUCAGAGGUCGGCUCAGGCUCUGGGGGUAGGUCAGAGGUCAACUCUGGGGACACAGGUCAGACCCAGACAGAGACACUACCCAGAGUAGGAGCUGAUUUGCCACCUGCAAACGAGGAAGGCAACACUGGAAGUGUAGAUGGAGGAGAGACAGUGACAGGCCACUCACCAGUAAGCACAACAUUGAGCCCACCCACAGACCCAGAAGUGAACACCACAUCCCAACAGAGCA
Messenger RNA from Branchiostoma belcheri (Belcher's lancelet), 3590 nucleotides. RefSeq lists its product as uncharacterized. Gene Ontology annotation, molecular function: guanyl-nucleotide exchange factor activity. NCBI's taxonomy places the organism in Eukaryota, Metazoa, Chordata, Leptocardii, Amphioxiformes, Branchiostomatidae. Gene Ontology annotation, biological process: axon guidance. The record is from RefSeq and is a predicted model, not a curated record. Gene Ontology annotation, cellular component: plasma membrane; cytoplasm. The transcript is spliced from 17 exons. The coding region runs from base 130 to 3249 and encodes 1039 amino acids.